AUGCCCAGAAGACUAACUCAUCUGCAGUUGAAUGAAGUUCCAAGCAAUGCCUUCAGAGGACUGAUCAACGUGUCCAGAAUUGAGAUAUCUCAGAGUGACUGCACCAGGUACAUAAGAAACCAUGCAUUCCUCUCUCUCCACAGCCUGACUGAGAUACAGAUACAAAACAUCAGAAAUCUGAUCAGUAUAGAGAAGGGGGCCUUCACUGAUCUGCCCAAGCUGAGAUACCUGAGUAUCUGUAACACAGGAAUAAUACACUUUCCAGACUUCUCCACCAUCUCCUCCCUGGUCAUACUGGAUGAGCUGGGAGACAACAUGCAGCUCCACAGUAUACCUGCCAAUGCCUUUCAAGGGAUCACAGAGGAGAGUGUGUACAUGAAAAUUAUAAAAAAUGGAUUCAAGGAAAUCAAGUCGCACGCUUUCAACGGAACAAAGCUGGAUAAACUGAUUCUGAAAGACAACAGGUAUCUGAGGAACAUUCAUGAAGAUGCCUUUGAGGGAGCAUCAGGGCCAACUGUGCUUGACGUCUCCUCCACAGCUCUCGACACACUCCCCCGUCGAGGCUUGGAACAUUUAAAGGUCCUGAUUGCCCGUUCUACCCCCUACCUGAAGACUCUACCUCCUCUAGAAAGCCUCCUAGAGCUGGAGGUGGCAGAGAUUACUUACACCAGCCACUGCUGUGCCUUUCACACCUGGCGACGCAAAGACAAGAAGACAAAUCCAUGUUGCCUUCCCCUUUUCUACAGGGACCACUCGGUAGACAAUAUGACAGACCUGUACGACAUCAACCUCCAAUACCCAGACCUGCAGCUGAGCCUGUGUCCUGGACCCUUCCAGUGCACCCCAGAGUCCGACGCCUUCAACCCCUGUGAGGAUCUGCUGGGAUACUCCUUCCUCCGUUCAGUCACCUGGCUCAUCACUGUAUUCGCUGUGGCAGGGAACAUGGCCGUGCUGGUCGUACUGAUCAUCAGCCACCAGAAGCUCAAUGUCUCUCGGUUCCUGAUGUGUAACCUGGCCUUCGCAGACCUCUGCACGGGGGUCUACCUCCUCCUCAUUGCAGCCAUGGACUUCCACUCACGCAAGGAAUACUACAACCACGCCACGUUCUGGCAGACGGGUGCGGGCUGUGGCGUGGCGGGGUUCCUGACGGUGUUCGCCAGUGAGCUGUCGGUCUACACGCUGACCAUUAUAACGUUAGAGCGGUGGCACACCAUCACCAACGCCAUGCACAAGAACAAAAGGCUGCGGCUAAGGCAUGUGGUAGCCAUGAUGGCUGGGGGGUGGGCCUUCUCCCUAUUGGCCGCUCUGCUUCCUGUCCUCGGAGUCAGCAGCUACACUAAGGUGUCAAUCUGCCUGCCCAUGGACAUCGAGUCCCUAGCCUCCCAGGUGUAUGUUGUAGCCCUCCUUCUCCUCAACGUCACUGCCUUUUUCAUCAUCUGCUGCUGCUACAUACGUAUCUACAUGUCCAUCCACAACCCCGACCUAGCAAUCCGCCACGGUGACUCCAAGAUCGCCAAGCGCAUGGCCGUCCUAAUCUUCACCGACUUCAUCUGCAUGGCACCCAUCUCCUUCUUCGGCAUCUCGGCAGCUCUCCGCAUGCCCCUCAUCACCGUCUCCCACUCCAAGAUCCUGCUCGUCCUCUUCUACCCAAUCAACUCCCUCUGUAACCCCUUCCUCUACACAAUCUUUACUCGAUCGUUUCAGAAGGAUAUUCGUUUGUUGUUGAGUCGCUGUAGUUUUUGCCUUGCCAGAGUUGAGUUCUACAGGGCACAGAACCUGGAAGCACACACUAUACCGCCUAAGGGUAGUACUACGUCCCCCAGAAAACAUCACUCUUUCAGGUUCUACACCUACCACAUCAAGAUGCAAAGAUGCUUUCUCUGCGAGGGAGGCGGAGCAACAUGACUAGUCU
Molecule: messenger RNA, 1912 nt
Organism: Oncorhynchus tshawytscha (Chinook salmon)
Lineage: Eukaryota; Metazoa; Chordata; Actinopteri; Salmoniformes; Salmonidae
Product: lutropin-choriogonadotropic hormone receptor-like
Exons: 14
Coding region: 1-1905 (634 amino acids)
Biological process (GO): male gonad development; follicle-stimulating hormone signaling pathway
Cellular component (GO): membrane
Molecular function (GO): luteinizing hormone receptor activity; follicle-stimulating hormone receptor activity
Source: RefSeq, a predicted model, not a curated record